Molecule: messenger RNA, 642 nt
Organism: Lodderomyces theae
Lineage: Eukaryota; Fungi; Ascomycota; Pichiomycetes; Serinales; Debaryomycetaceae
Exons: 1
Coding region: 1-642 (213 amino acids)
Source: RefSeq, a predicted model, not a curated record
AUGCGCGCUGGCUGUAUUUACUUGGCUGCGUUUCUAUUGGGAGCCGUAUAUCCUACAGUGGUACCAUUCAGAGACUCUGUGGAAAUCGUUUUCACACCCGAAGAUAUCAGAAAAGGGACUGAUUACAUCUUGUGGAAGGUGCCCACAGUCAAAAACAACUUCAAGACCACCGUGAAACAAAAGCUAUUGAACAGGUUGUUAUCUAAAGAUCUCCAAGAAUUGAGAUUGAAUUCUCCCUAUCAAGAUGGCAGUAGUCUUGUAUCCAAUGGUGAAGUGCACUCCGUAGCUACUACAAACAAUGUAAAAGAACAGGAAGUUGCUCCAUUGAGAAACAUUCAACUCGAAGUGGAAAAACCUAAAGGUCUCGUCAACUCGGUAUUGAAAGGACCAUCAGAAACGGAAAAGACACUUGGACGCGUUCGGUACGUGGAUGAAAAGAAAGACAUAACUCGGCAAGCCUUGGAUCUCAGUGACAACCACGCAAAGGAAAAGGUUGUUCAACAAGUGCAGAAGGAAACUAAUGAGCAUGUGGGCUAUCUGAAGCCUAGUAAUAUCAAGAAUAGGAAACAUAAUUUUGAUGUAAGUCACAGGAGUCCAAAUGAAGAGGAAAGUGAGGAGGGAGGAGAAUAUUUCAGAAAGUGA